Molecule: messenger RNA, 2152 nt
Organism: Globicephala melas (long-finned pilot whale)
Lineage: Eukaryota; Metazoa; Chordata; Mammalia; Artiodactyla; Delphinidae
Gene: ENTPD2
Product: ectonucleoside triphosphate diphosphohydrolase 2
Cellular component (GO): plasma membrane
Molecular function (GO): hydrolase activity
Source: RefSeq, a predicted model, not a curated record
GGGGCUGGGGGCUCUCUAGGUCCUGCUGGAGCGGAGUGCCCAGAGGCAGAGCGUGGUCGGCAGGCGCUUACAGGUCAGCGGGACAGGUCAGAAGGGGUGAAUCUUUGGGGCUGAGCGGACAGGAAGAAGGUGGGACAUAGACUCAGGGCGCCAGGGCUGAGACCAGGGCGCCGAGAGGGGCAGCGCGGGUGACUCAGCCGCCGCGUCUCUCACCUGUGCUCCGGAGCCAAGCGGGAGGUGGGCGGGGCGGCCCGCCAGUGGGCGUGGCAGCCGUGGACCGGUCCGCGCCCCGCCCCAGGCGCCUACCCGCGGUCCCGGGACCUCGGCCUCCGGCUCCCCGCCGCCGCGCCGUCAACGCCUGGUCCGCCCCGCGCCCCCAUGGCCGGGAAGGCGCUGUCGCUGCUGCCGCCGCUGCUGCUGGCCGCGGCGGGCUCGCCAGCCCUCGCCGGCCUCCUGCUGCUGUGUGUCCCCACCCGCGACAUUCGGGAGCCGCCCGCCCUCAAGUAUGGCAUCGUUCUGGACGCCGGCUCUUCCCACACAUCCAUGUUCAUCUACAAGUGGCCAGCGGACAAAGAGAACGACACAGGCAUCGUGGGCCAGCACAGCUCCUGUGAUGUGCGUGGUGGGGGCAUCUCUAGCUACGCUGACAACCCUUCUGGGGCUGGGCAGAGUCUUGUGGAAUGCCUGAACCAGGCGCUUCGGGAUGUGCCCAAGGAGAGACACGCGGGCACGCCCCUCUACCUGGGAGCCACAGCGGGCAUGCGCCUGCUCAAGAGACCUCCUGGCCCCGGGGACCAUGACGGCCUCAGCACAGGGCGGGCCCUGCAUGUCCCCCGCAGCAGCCCUGGGCUGGGGCCCCCUCGGCUGGCUGUGCACCCCAGCAGCAGGAUCACGGCCAUCUGGGGAAGAUGUCCCUCAGAAUCCUCCCUGUGUCACAGCCUAACCAAUCCAGAGGCUGCGGCCAACGUGCUCGCGUCCGCGACACAGACGCUGACCCAGUAUCCCUUUGACUUCCGUCAUGCCCGCAUCCUCUCAGCCCAGGAUGAGGGGGUGUUUGGCUGGGUGGCCGCCAACUGCCUGCUGGAGAACUUCAUCAAGUAUGGCUGGGUGGGCCAGUGGUUCCGGCCAAGGAAGGGGACGCUGGGGGCCAUGGACCUGGGGGGCGCCUCCACACAGAUCACCUUCGAGACGGCCAGCGCAGCUGAGGAUCCGGCCAAUGAGGUCCAGCUGCGGCUCUACGGCCACAGCUUCCUCUGCUAUGGCCGUGACCAGGUCCUCUGGAGGCUGCUGGCCAGUGCACUCCAGACCCACGGCUUCCACCCCUGCUGGCCGAAGGGCUAUUCCACUCAUGUGCUGCUCCAGGAUGUGCAUGUCGAGUCGCCGUGCACUGCAGCCCAGCGGCCCCAGACCUUCAACAGGCGCGCCAAGGUCAGCCUGUCGGGAAGCAGCGACCCUGCCCUGUGCCGUGGCCUCAUGUCUGAGCUCUUUAACUUCUCCUCCUGCCGCUUCUCUAGACGCUCCUUCAACGGCAUCUUCCAGCCCCCUCUGCCUGGAAAGUUCAUCGCCUUCUCUGCUUUCUUCCACACGGUGGACUUCCUGAGAACUGGGAUGGGGCUGCCCGUGGCAAUCCUGCAGCAACUAGAGGCGGCCGUGGUCACCAUCUGCAACCAGACGUGGAGUGAGCUGCAGGCUCAGGCGCCGGGGGAGCGGGCCCGCCUGCCCGACUACUGCGCUGGGGCCACAUUCGUGCAGCCGCUGCUGUGCCGCGGCUACGGCUUCGACGAGCGCACUUUUGGAGGCGUGACCUUCCAGAAGAAAGCCGGGGACACCGCUGUCGGCUGGGCGCUCGGCUACAUGCUGAACCUGACCAACCUGAUCCCCGCCGACCCAACCGGGCUGCGCAAGGGCACAGACUUCAGCUCUCGGGUCGUCCUCCUUCUGCUCUUCGCCGCCAUGACCCUGGCUGCGUUCGUCCUUCUGCUGAACCGGGCGUGCUCUGCCAAGUCGCCGAGCGCCAUCUAGGGGCGGGUUGGGGGCAGCUGCCCCAGCCCCAAGUCCCCCAUGCCUCACCCCACCCCACUCUCAACAUCUCUGUCCCUAAUGAAGCCCGGGAGCAAGGCUCUGGCGACCACGCCCACAUUUGGCCGGAUCG